CGCGAACUGCACUCGAUUCCUAAGUGAAAGUGAAAAAAUAGUUGAGUGAAUAUUUUUCAAAUGAAAAUUAUUUAACAAGCUGAACUAUGUUGAUGGUGGUAUUAAUUUGCGUGGUCUUCGGUUUGUGGGCGUGGUAUCUGAGGAAUACUAACAAAAAUGAGCCACCAGCAAUCCCUGGUGGUCUACCCGUAAUUGGCCACGCACAUACAUUGAUUGGAGACAGCACUAAAUUGUGGGCGAUGGUUAAAGAUCUAUCCUACAAAAGUCUAGAAGUUGGAGGAGUGAUUUCUGCUUAUAUUGGACCAAGGACAAUAUACGUGAUAACAGACCCUGAUGAUUUCUUAACGGUAGCUAAUACCUGCUUACAAAAGGAUGGAUUCUAUGACUUCGCAAAACCUUGGCUUGGAGAGGGUCUGGUAACUGGAACGGUUUCAAUAUGGAAAGUUCAUCGCAGAUUACUCAAUCCAGCGUUCAGUCAGAUCGUUCUUGACGGGUUUAUGGAUGUUUUCAACAAACAAUCACGUCGUCUCGUGAAAGAUUUAGAGGUUGAAAUCGGGAAAGGAUCGUUUGACCACUGGGUCUACACGAGACACAACGCUUUGGAAACUAUAUGUUUAACUGCUUUAGGAGUGGAUUUCAAUGAGAAGAGCGUGCUGAAUAGUAAAUACGUGACGGCCGCGGAACAGAUGUUCAAUCUACUCGUAGAUAGGUUUCAGAAGUUCUGGCUACACAGCCAUUUCAUUUAUAGCUGGUCAUCAUUGAGAAAAAAACAAGACGAAUAUUUGAAAAUCUUACAUAACAUGUCUUAUACGGUUCUGCAAAAACGAAAGGCUGAUUAUUUAGAGAAUAGAAAUAAAAAGGAGGAAACAACGCAAGGUCCCAAAUUCAAGCCUUUUAUGGAUCUUCUCCUGGAAUUAUCGAUAGAGAAAGGAGCCUUCAACGACCGUGAGAUAAGAGAGCAUGUGGACACCAUGAUUGUUGGCGGCCAUGAUACAUCCGCUAGUGUUCUCAUGUACAGCAUGUUAUUGGUCGGUUCUUAUCCCAAGGUUCAAGAAAGGAUUUUUGAAGAGUUACAUCAUGUUUUUGGGGAUGACGACAGAGACGUAACGAAGCAUGAUCUCUCGCAGUUAUGUUACUUGGAGGCUGUAUUGAAAGAAACAAUGCGUAUUUACCCAAUAGUGCCGGUCACAGCGAGACGUUUAGACAGAGAUGUUAAACUACGUAACUGCACCUUGACCAGGGGUCGUACUUGCUUUAUGUUUGUCUAUGGUGUACAUCGUCACCCUAUGUGGGGGCCAGAUGCGGAAGAAUUCAAGCCCGAAAGAUGGCUGGACCCUGCUACUUUACCGGAAUGCCCCACUGCGUUUGCUGGAUUUGGAAUGGGAAGAAGAAUUUGUAUAGGAAAAACAUACGCUUUUAUGUCCAUGAAGACGUCGUUGGCGCAUUUAUUCCGACACUACAGACUCAAAGGAGAUCAUACGAAAUUAGAAGUUAAAAUAGACGUUAUGCUGAAACCUGUGUCGGGUUACCAUAUUAGUAUUGAAAGAAGGAACAAAUAA
Messenger RNA from Nymphalis io (European peacock), 1559 nucleotides. RefSeq names its product cytochrome P450 4C1-like. Bases 87 to 1559 code for a protein of 490 amino acids. Lineage: Eukaryota; Metazoa; Arthropoda; Insecta; Lepidoptera; Nymphalidae. The transcript has 11 exons. Gene Ontology annotation, molecular function: heme binding; monooxygenase activity; iron ion binding. The record is from RefSeq and is a predicted model, not a curated record.